This is a messenger RNA of Plasmodium gallinaceum, 4962 nucleotides long. RefSeq names its product sentrin-specific protease 2, putative. Gene Ontology annotation, biological process: proteolysis. NCBI's taxonomy places the organism in Eukaryota, Apicomplexa, Aconoidasida, Haemosporida, Plasmodiidae. The record is from RefSeq and is a predicted model, not a curated record. The coding region runs from base 1 to 4962 and encodes 1653 amino acids. Gene Ontology annotation, molecular function: cysteine-type peptidase activity. The transcript is spliced from 3 exons.
AUGAAAAAUAUAAACAAAGAAUGUAGGUUUAAGAAUGAUAUAAAAAAUAAAAAUAAUUGCAAUUAUAUUGAAAAAGAAAAAAAAAAUCAAGAUACAUUUACAAACAAUUUAUGUGAAAUAUUAUCAUCAGAUGAUAACAAUGAAAAACUUGAUGAAAAUAAUAAUAAUUUUAUAAUCGUUGAAUUAAUUUCAUAUAUUUGCGGUAAUUCCAAAAUUAUCUCAUUUUAUCCCAGUACAAAUAAAAAUAAUUCAGGUCAAAAUAAAUAUCUCUAUCAUUUUUAUAAAAAGAAAAAAACAAAAUUAUAUUUAUGUUUAAAUAAAAAAAAUAAUGAAAUAUAUAUAUAUGAAGUACAAUGUAAAUAUACAAAAAAAAAAGAUGAUAUAGAUGAGCAUUUAAAGAGGAAUGUAAAUAAUGAUAAAAUAAAUAAUUUUAUAGAAACAAAUAAAAAAUAUCUAGUAAAAAUUGAAAAUAGUAAUAAUAACUCAGUUAAUAAUGAAGAUAAUAAUUUUAUUAAUAAAUUUUCACCUUCUUACAAAGAUAUUCCUAUAAAUAAUAAAUUAAAAGAACAAGAAGUGAAAAUUGAAAAUUCUUCAAAUAUAUCAAAAAAAAUUUUUGUAACAAAAUUAUUUGAUAGUAUAAAUUGCAGUUAUGAUUUAUCAACUGUUGAAUAUACGAAACUGAGUAACCCAGAUGAUAAAACUCUAAAUUGUUUGAAAACUAUUUUAGAACAAAAAAUAAAUAAAAAUCAAGAAAAGGGAAGAAAAGAUAAAAAAGAUAAAUAUCACAUAGAUUAUAUAAAUAAAGAUAAUUUUAAUCAAAGUAAUGAUUUAAAUUCACAACAAUCUUUUAAUGAAGAAAAUUAUUUUUAUUCAAAAAUUAGUAUGAAGGAAAAUACUUUAUCCAACUUACAAGAUGAUAUUAUGAUCAAAAAUAAUAAUAUUAAAAAUGAAGAAAAUAAAAAAAUUAGUUCUAAAUAUGAUGAUGAAAUAAAAAUUCUAUUUCUUCAUUUUCAUGAACCUGCAAAUAUUUUCAUGAAUCAAUUUGCCCAUAUAGAUCAAAGUAAAGAUGAAAACUUUUUGAAACAAAUAAAAGGAUUUUUGAAUGAUGAAAAAUAUGAAAUUAUAGAAAAAGAAUGCUCAAAAGAAAAAAAAAAAAAUAAAUAUGGAUCAAUCAUACGUAAAAUAAAAAAUGAUGAUUUACCACGUUGUUUUUUAGAAAAUUAUGAAAGUGAUAUUAGUAUAUGUAGUAAUGAUCUUUUCUUUAGUGAUUCGGAAGUUAUAACAAGAGAUUGUGAAUCAGAUAUAAAAGGAAAUAAAAAAAAAAGUUUUAAUAUAUUUACAAGAAAUAACUUAAAAGUAAAAUGGAUUUUAUUAAACUUAAAUUUAAAAAAAGAAGAAGAAAUUAUGAUACAAAAAUAUGUCAUAUGUAAAAAGUCAAAUAUUGAAAAAUUAAAAAACUCCAAUUUGAAUUGCAAUAAUAUCGACAAUGUUUUUCUAAAAAAUAGAAAAAAAAAUAUAAGAAAGGAAGAAAAUGAGAAAAAUGUUAUAAAGAAUAAUGAAAUUUUAAAAGAUAAAAAAAAUCAAAAUAAUACUAAUAAAUCAAUUAUUGAUGAUAAUAAAAGUGACUGUGUUUUAAAAUAUUUAAAUAAAAUACAUAAAUACUACCACAACGAAAGUAAACUAAAAAAUAAAAAAGAAAUUGAUGAUCAUCAUUUAAUUUUUAACUUUCAGUUAGAUGAAGAAAUAGUAGAUAGAACAAAAAAAAAAUAUGAAAAAAAAGAACAAGAAAUUGAAGAAAAGAAAACUAUUAAAGAAGAAAGGGGAAAAAGUAGAAAAGGUGAAUAUAGUUUAGAAAAUGAAGAGAAAUAUUAUGAACUAGAAAAAAUAAAAAAAAAUUAUGAGUCUGAAAAUGAAAAAAAAAGUUAUGAAUAUGAAAAAAUAAAGAAAAAUUAUAUUUUUAAAAAUGAAAAAGAAAAUUUAUAUAAGGAUAAUAUAGAUAUAAAUAACGAAACAGUUGAUGACAAAGGCAUACUUAAAGAUGAAAUAGAAAUAUAUAAUGAAAAAGAACAAAACAUUCAUGUAUUAACAGAUUGUAACAUAUCAACAGAAAAAUUAGUGAAUAAAUAUUCUAAAAUUGACAUUCAUGAAAAUGAUAAUUUAGAGAUAAAUAAUACAAAAAAAAGAAAAAUUAAUAAGGUUGAAAAUUAUUUUGAUAUUCAAAUUAAUGAUAAAAAAAUUAUGGUUGAAAAAAAAAAAAAUGAUGAAUGUGAUAUUAUUGAUAUUAAAAAUAAAAUUAGCAAAAGAGAAAUAAUAUAUAGUGAAGAAAAUAAUACUAAUAACAAAAAUAUAAAAGAUAACAAUCAAAUAAAUGUUUUAGAGAAUUUUGUUUAUGAUUCUGUAAUAAAAAAUGACUGUGAAAAUUUUUUUUAUGUGAAUGAUGAAGUAGAAAUAAAGAAUAAGUGCAUAAAUCAGAAUUACAUAAAGGCAAGUUAUGAAGAAUGGGGAAAUUAUUACUUUAAAGAUAAUCCGAAUAAUGAUAAUAGUUUUAAAAUAUGUAAUAAUAAUAAUAAUAAAAUAAAUGAUAAUAAUAAUGAUAUUAUAAAUAAUUACAGCUAUAAUAAUAGUAAUAAUAGCAAUAAUAAUAAUAUUGAUAAUGGUAAUAAUAUUAUCAAUAAUGAUAAUGAUGAUAAUAAUAAUAUCAAUAAUGAUAAUGAUGAUAAUAAUAAUAUCAAUAAUGAUAUUGAUGAUAAUAAUAAUAAUAAUAAUAAUAAUAAUAAUAAUUAUAUUAAUAACAUUAAUAAUGAUAUUAAUAACAUUAAUAAUGAUAAUAAUAACAAUAAUGAUAUUGAUAGGAGUAGUAGUAGUAAUAAUAAUAAUAAUAUUGAUAGGAGUAGUAGUAGUAAUAAUAAUAAUAAUAUUGAUAGUAGUAGUAGUAGUAAUAAUAAUAAUAAUAUUGAUAGUAGUAGUAGUAAUAAUAACAUUAAUAAUAAUAUAGAUAGUAGUAGUAGUAAUAAUAACAUUAAUAAUAAUAUAGAUAGUAGUAGUAGUAAUAAUAAUAAUAAUAGUAAUUACAAAGAUAUUAAUAAUGAUAAUAAUAAUGAUAAUAAUAAUGAUAAUAAUAAUGAUAAUGAUAAUAAUAAUAAGACUAUUGAUGAAUAUAUUAAUAAGGAUAACAAACAAAAUGAUAUAAAUGAUAACAACAAUAAUAUUAAUAUUGAAGAUAAUAGUAAUAGUAAUAAAAAUGAAAUAUGUAAAAUGAGUUUAAUUCAAAAAAAUAAUACAAUGGAAUUAAGAAAUAAUAACAAUGAAAGUAAAAAAAUGAAUGAAUCUAACGAAUUUUUAAGUUGUUUUUUUUUAAAAUAUAAAGUAAAUACAUUUUAUGAUAUUAUAAAAAUAAUUUAUUGUAAUUAUAGACAUUUUAGGUACACAGAUAAAUUAAAAUUUUAUAUUACAACUUUUUUGAAUUUUUCUAAAAUUGAAAAAGCAAAAUUACAAUUUAUGCAAAAAGAGAAAAUAAUAGAUACAGAGAUAUUGAAAUAUUAUAUAAAUAAAAAAACAUUAGAAAAAAAAAAUGUAUGGAAAUUAAAUAAUUAUAAAAUAGACAACUUUAAUAUAUUUCGUUUAAAUAAAUCUAAAUAUAUUGAUGAUUCUAUUAUUGAUUUUUUUAAUAAUUAUAUUUAUUCAUUUAUUCUAAAAUUUGAUAAGGAUAAAAAUGAUAUAUAUAUAUUUAAUACUUUUUUUUACAAAAAAAUAGAAUUGUAUGAUGAUAUUUUUAAAGCAUAUAUAAACACAAAUAGAUGGAUUAAAAAAUUGAAAAAAAAAAUAUACGAAUAUAGAUACGUAUUUAUUCCAAUUAAUAUAAAAAACACUCAUUGGUCAUUAGUUUUGCUUUAUUUUCCAUUUAAUAAUGCUCAAGAUAAUAUUGAUAUAAAAAUAGAAAAUAAUAUAGAAAAUUAUAAAUACAAUAAAAGUGUUAACGAAAUUAACGAACAAAAUAAUUAUUAUAUGAAAGAUAUUUGUAAAAAAAAUGAACAAUCAGAAAACAAUAUGAACAUUUUUGUAAGAGAUAAUUCUAAUUAUAAAGGAAAAAUUGAUAAUUCAUAUAAUAAAUUUAGAAACAGAUCAUCGGAGUCAUUUUUUUUAAAAAAAAGUCCUUUAAAAAAAAACGAAUACAGCAUAUUAAAAAACUAUAUAAGUUUAUUAAAUGAAAAUAAGAAAUAUUAUUAUAAUAAAUUUCAAAAAAGUCUAAGUGAUAUAGGUGAAUCAAGUAUAUUAUCCUCUGAAAAUAAAUUUUUAAAAAAAAACCACAUAAAUCAAUUUAAUCAUAAAGAAUUUAUAAAUGAAACCAAAAAAUUAAAAAUCGAAAAAAAAAAUAAAAAUAUUAAAAUAGCAUACAUGAUAUAUCUAGAUUCUUUAUUACCUUCCGUAAAAGGAAAUAAAAUUUUACAAAAAUUAAAAAAAUAUGUAGAGCAUUUAUUUAUAUUAGAUCAAAUGUCAAUAAAUAAAAAAGAAAUGAAAAACAAAAAAAAUGAUAUUCAAAAAAUAUUUUUUAAAUUUAUUUAUCCAAAUAUUAUUCCCAAGCAGAAUAACAGUUAUGAUUGUGGUAUUUAUAUUAUUCAAUUUAUUUUGCAUCUAUGUUUGAAUAAACAUUUAGUUGAAAAUGAUUUAAUUAAACCAUUUAAACAACAAAUAAGAAAUAAAUUUAUAAAUCAGAAAUUUCAUUUUAACUUUUCAAAUGAAAGUUUUGAUAACUAUGUUUAUUCAAAAUCAAAUAUUAACAAAACCAUUCCUUGGUUUGGACAAAAAGAUAUAAGCAUAAAAAGAAAGCUAAUGAAAAAAAUGCUUUUAUAUAUGAAAGACGUUAUUAAUUGGAAAUCAGAUAAUCAUAUUAAAGCAUUGAAUUUGUUAUUCUUAAUGAACUAUAAUAAUGAAUAUAAAAAGAAAGCAGAUGAAGAAAAUUAA